CAGAAAGAUAAGCUGAUGUAAUAGGUCACGUGAUCGACUCUUGUAAAUACGGACCCAGAAGGAGUGUCGGGUAUCAGUGUCACACGACCACCCUCCAUCAACUACACCCUCUGGACCAACGACGUUACUUCAACAAGAACAAUCAACACCGAAGAUGGCGACACUUGUAAACGGUUCCGGCAUCAACGUCACCAACCUCGUUGUCGACAAUGCUGCAAAAACAUCGUCGCAGACAGGCACAUUCAAGGUGAAGGCCGGUAUGGCCCAGAUGGCGAAGGGCGGGAUCAUCAUGGACGUUACUACACCGGAAGAAGCCAGGAUCGCAGAGGAAGCGGGAGCAUGCGCAGUGAUGGCUUUAGAACGAGUUCCGGCCGAUAUUCGCCGCCAAGGUGGUGUUGCUCGAAUGACCGAUCCCAAGAUAAUUAAAGGGAUUAUCGCUGCCGUGACUAUUCCCGUCAUGGCCAAAACCCGAAUCGGCCACAUUGCCGAGGCACAGAUCCUGGAGUCGCUGGGUGUGGACAUGAUUGACGAGUCGGAAGUGCUGACGCCAGCUGACGAAGAAAACCACAUUGACAAACACCCGUUCAAGGUCCCCUUUGUGUGCGGGGCCAGGGAUCUGGGAGAGGCAUUGAGGAGGAUCUCUGAGGGUGCUGCAAUGAUCAGGACCAAGGGGGAGGCUGGGACAGGCGACGUGUCGGAGGCGGUACGACAUGCCCGAACUAUCAACAAGCAGGUCAAGAUAGCCCAGGCCCUUGACUCCACAGAACUCUUCGCAUAUGCCAAAGAACUUCGAGUUCCCUAUGAUCUUCUUAAGAAAACAGCGGAACUGGGACGACUUCCGGUUGUCAACUUUGCAGCAGGGGGCCUAGCUACUCCGGCUGACGUGUCGUUACUGAUGCAGCUGGGGGUCGACGGUGUGUUCGUGGGAUCAGGAAUAUUCAAGAGCUCCAAUCCUCCCCCUCGGGCACGUGCAAUGGCGCAGGCUGUCACCCACUUCCGGGAACCCGCAAAACUGGCGCAACUGAGUGAAGAUCUCGGGGAAGCCAUGUUUGGUAUUCCGGUCAACCAAAGGCAAUCCAAUAUGGCCGGCACGUCCGUUGAUAUGAAGUUCAAGGACAUGAAAAUCUGGGAUGCCACGUUAGGGAACCCUGCUAAGACCACUCACGCUUGAUCUUAUACACGAGAUCGUCAUGUGUUAUCCGAUAAUAUAAUUCACUGUUCAUUGAAUAGAAUUAAUAUUAAUUUAUCAUUAACAUUCAGCCAUCCAUUGUAAUUGAACAAGGAAUCUCAAAGAGUCAUACAUUAUGCUUUGAAUGUAAACAAAUUCAUCCCAAACGCUAAUUGAUUCGAUAAAUCUUUUUACUUUUUAUAAAAAACAAACAAUGAACUUAAUUUCAUGGUCACAUUGUUAUACAUAUGUCACGGGUAUAAUUCAUGUCACGUAAUUAUUGAGACACAUUUCAAUAAAAUUAAUAAAUGUUUCAAA
Molecule: messenger RNA, 1486 nt
Organism: Haliotis rufescens (red abalone)
Lineage: Eukaryota; Metazoa; Mollusca; Gastropoda; Lepetellida; Haliotidae
Product: pyridoxal 5'-phosphate synthase subunit PdxS-like
Exons: 9
Coding region: 155-1171 (338 amino acids)
Biological process (GO): amino acid metabolic process; pyridoxine biosynthetic process; pyridoxal 5'-phosphate biosynthetic process
Molecular function (GO): amine-lyase activity
Source: RefSeq, a predicted model, not a curated record